Gryllus bimaculatus (two-spotted cricket) is the source of this 165-nucleotide messenger RNA. Lineage: Eukaryota; Metazoa; Arthropoda; Insecta; Orthoptera; Gryllidae. The record is from the annotation of a GenBank genome assembly.
AUGGUUGUAUAUUCACGUGCUGUUCGUAAGGCUGUUAUUGCAGAUCCCUUGUUUAGACCAAGCGAGGUGACACCCACUGCAGCUACGGGUGUAAUUGGUUCUAGUGCUGUUGAACAUGCUGCUACAGCAAGUGCAGCAGGUGCUUAUUCUAGCCUUGUGAAAGGU